Messenger RNA from Entrophospora sp. SA101, 2517 nucleotides. The record is from the annotation of a GenBank genome assembly. Lineage: Eukaryota; Fungi; Glomeromycota; Glomeromycetes; Entrophosporales; Entrophosporaceae.
AUGGAUAAUUGUCCUAAAUGUAAUAUAAAAAAUAAGUAUCCUUAUUGUUGUCAUCUAUGUCUUCCCUCGUAUUUUCAAGACGAGUUUUCUAAUUGGUCAUGUGGUAACCAAACGAUAGACAAAUGUAUUCAAGACAUUCAACUUGAUGCAACUGAAUGGUGCCAGUAUUUAGAAUGGAUUCCAUACGAAAGACUAGUCAAUGUUCAUUAUUUAGCAAAAGGAGGAUACGGGAAAGUGUAUUCUGCGAUAUGGUUGGACGGGCCGAAAACCUUUGAUCGAGAUAAGAUCGAAAUUUUUUCUAGAAAAGAGAAUCAUCCUGUUGCUCUUAAAAGUAUUAAUCAAUUGGGACUAAAUAUGGAAGAAUGGUUUUCUGAGGCAAGCAAAUCGUUUGGAAAUAAAAUGUUAUGGAAAACUAAACUUUAUCUUCUCGUGAGAAUGUCAAUUGCUCUUUUCACAAUACAUCGAGCUAGUCUGGUUCAUCGUGAUCUACAUAAUGGCAAUAUAAUGUUGGAUGAUGAUGAUGAGGAUUCUUCUACAAUUCUCGUACCUAUGAUAAGGGUAGACGAUUUUGAAGAAUCCGAUAUACUAGGAUUUUGUGAUAGAAUUAAGUCUAAAAAUUCAAAUAAACUAAUUUCAAAAUUACAUGAUAAGGCUGUUUAUACUAGUAGGCUUAUGGAUUUUGGAAAUCUAGACUCGAUCAAAGGGACAGAUAGAGAUGUUAGGUUUACACUAAAUGACGGCCUGGAAAGAUCCAAGAUUGAUGAAGCAAAGAACAAUCCUUUAGCUAUUCCAGCUCGGAUAUUGGUGAUGCAUGCAGCAGAAGAGAGACAGAAGUUAGGAUUUGCACUUUAUUCAUUUUUUGAAGGAUCUGAUUUGAUUGCAGAAAUUUGUCAUCAAGCUGAGGCCUUGGGAGGGUUCACAUACGCACAAAAUGCCGCAGAUUAUUUCGUUAAAUCACUUCCUGGACUUCCUGACAACCAAGACUUAUUGAAAACUCAUGCAGGACAUAUUAAAAUUAAUAAAGAGACAAAUACCAAUAUAUUCUUUUGGUUGUUUCAUAAUAAACAUAUUGCUGAUAAAUCAAGAUUGAUCAUUUGGCUUAAUGGAGGCCCUGGAUGUAUGGACGGAGUAUUUCUUGAAAAUGGACCCUGGAGAAUGAAUUCUGAUCAAACACUGAACUCGACUAGCAGUUCAUGGAAUGAAUAUGCGAACGUAUUAUAUGUUGAUCAACCUGCUGGAACUGGAUUCAGUUUUGCAGAUAGUAAUAAUUAUUUAACAAAUAUUACGCAGAUUCCAACUCAAUUUUUGCUUUUUUUGGAUAAAUUUUUUGAAAUAUUUCCUGAAUUUUCUCAAGAUGAAGUUUAUUUAACUGGUGAAAGUUAUGCGGGGACCUUUAUACCUUAUAUUGCAAAAGCCAUUAUAGAUCGCAUCGCAAUUGGUAAUGGAUGGAUAGAUCCAGUUAGUCAGUAUAAUGCUUAUUACACAUUUGCCGUGGAAAAAAAUCUUUUAGAUAGUGAACAUAAGACUCUUGCAGAAAAGCAAUUGGAAACAUGUAAGGGUAUGUUGAAUAAACAAGUACAAAUACAUUUAGAUUCUUGUGAAGAUAUUCUUUCAACAGUAUUAGAAAGUUCACGCCGAAGUAGGAGUGGCAAUGAUGACAAUUGUAUUAAUCAAUAUGAUAUUAGAGAUUAUACUGAUACUUUUCCGUCAUGUGGAAUAAAUUGGCCAUAUGAACUAACAACAAUUAGAUCAUAUUUAAGAAGAACGGAUGUUGUUGGAGCAAUUCAUGCAGACUCCCAACAACUUGGAUGGGUUGAAUGUAAUGGGGGUGUUGGACGUCUAUUCAACGACGAUCUGUUGCCAGAUCUUUUGAAAAAUAUUAACGUAUUAUUAUACAAUGGUGAUCAAGAUUUCGUUUGCAAUGUAAAUGGAAUAAGAGAUAUGAUAAGCAAUUUGGAGUGGAAUGGAUCUAAAGGAUUUAUGAAUAAUACAGCGAAACCUUGGUAUAUUAAUGAUGAAAUUGUCGGUGAGGUGACAAGUGAAAGAAAUCUUACAUAUGCAGUUAUAUAUAAAGCAAGUCAUAUGGUACCAUAUGAUGCACCAGUUCAAAAUAAUCCUACCGAAGAUAAUACAAAAGAUUGGGACAAAUAUUAUAACGCUGGAACUGCUACACUUAUAAUUGUAAUAAUUGGUGUUGUUGGUUUAGUAAUCUGGGUAUUUAGAGGAAAACUUAUUAGGCGUAGAAGAACUACAACUAGUCAAGCAAUGAAAGCUGCUGUCGAAGCUGAAAAUAACGAAAUGGAAUUGGUUAUAGAGACACCACUAUUCCAAUCAGAUGAUGUUGAUCAUUUUGGUGAUAGUGACGAAGAAAAUGAAGAAGGUAAACAAAGUCGACAAUCAUCAGAUCAACUACAACAAAACAUUAGAGAAAGAAGUCAAAAUACCAGAUAUCGAGAUAUUGAUAGUGAAAAUAAUUCAGAAGAAAGAGUUAGAUUAAGAGAUAGUGAAGACCAUUAA